AUGGCUACUAAGCUUGCAGCUCUUGGCUUUGUUGUCCUCCUAAGCAUUGGGUUCACCAAUGCUUCGAGGAUGCUCGCUAGCUCAUCCAGUGCAUCCGGAGGAGGAGGUGGGGGAGGCGGUGGAGGCGGUAGUGAUGGUGGGAGUGGUUGGGGCUCAGGAGGUGGAAAAGGUGGUGGCUCGGGAUAUGGUGAAACCUAUACAUAUGGCGGUAGACAACAAAACUAUGCCCAGGGAGCUGGUGGGGGAGGAGGAGAAGGCACCGGUGGUGGUUCAAAGGGUGGAGCCGGAUCUGGUUCCGGGUCUGGCUUUGGAUCCGGCACUGGUGCGAGUGGUUCAGCAUCAGCCCCUACCGGGAAUGGGUAUGCCAAUGCUAAUGGUAAUGGUGGUGGUGAAGGCCAAGGUGCUGGUGCCGAUGGGACUAGCGGAAAAGGGUCUGGGGAGGGCGGCGGUCAAGGAAGUGGUGAGAGUGGUGUAGCACUAGCACCGGCUCCUGCUGCUGGUGGUGUCGGCUACUCGAUGCUGGUGGCGGUGGUACUGGUGGUGGCGGCGGAGACAAUGGAAAUGGAGGUGGCAAAGGAGCUGGAGUUGGGCAGGCUGCCAGCCGACGACACUUCGGAGGUAGCGCUAGUGGACAGGGGUAGUGGCGACGGUGGUGGGAUUGUUAAGGGUGUCGCUCAAGGUCCAAGUGUCGGUGUUGGGAGUGGUUCUGGCUCCGGAGGUGGACAGACGGGAAGCUCUGGUACUUCUGGUUCAGGCUAUGCAACCGGAGAAGGAGCUGGCGGUGGUGGUGGCGCGGGUGCCGACCCGUCCCAAACCUUGAGGCCCUGUAUUCAGGAUUUGUAUCUUUGUGCGGGCAAGAGUGUAAAAUAUCUUUGGUUGCUUUUGACACUCUUCGUAUGGGAAGGCGUCAGGAAUCAGACGGAGGGGGCACUACCUGCUUCAUUCCUCUACCUGCCUCUUGCCGGGAGACUCUGUGCAUCGAAUGAGAGGCCUGAAUGA
Molecule: messenger RNA, 999 nt
Organism: Lolium rigidum
Lineage: Eukaryota; Viridiplantae; Streptophyta; Magnoliopsida; Poales; Poaceae
Product: glycine-rich cell wall structural protein 2-like
Exons: 3
Coding region: 1-999 (332 amino acids)
Source: RefSeq, a predicted model, not a curated record